UCUUUAAUUUCUGCUUAUUUCUUUAGUACAUAUUUAAAAGCUAACAUAUUAAUUCUCUGUUCGUUUCCAGCACUAUGUGGAGGAGAGGAGAGUUUCCUGUGUGCCAGUGGAAUCUGCAUUCCAGGGAAACUGCAGUGUAAUGGCUACAAUGACUGUGAUGACUGGAGUGAUGAGGUCCAUUGCAACUGCAGUGAUGAUUUAUUUCAUUGUAACACAGGAAAAUGCCUCAAUUAUACCUUUGUUUGUGAUGGAUACGAUGACUGUGGAGACCUUAGCGAUGAACAGAACUGUGAUUGUAAUCCAAUGACUGAUCAUCAGUGUGGAGAUGGAAGAUGUAUAACAGCUGACUGGGUAUGUGAUGGUGACCAUGACUGUAUAGACAAAUCAGAUGAAAUCAAUUGCUCAUGUCAUAGUCAGGGUCUGGCAGAGUGCAAAAAUGGACAGUGCAUUCCUAGUGCAUUCAAGUGUGAUGGAGAUAAUGACUGUAAAGAUGGAAGUGAUGAAGAAAACUGCAAUGAAAGUCAAACUCUCUGUCAGGAGGGAGACCAGAGAUGUACUUCCUGUCCUGAUCCAUGUGGAACUUCUAUCUGUGAGAUGAGAAACAGCCAGACAAACUGCAGUCAGUGUGAACCAAUUACUCUGGAACUCUGUAUGAACUUGCCUUACAACUAUACUAGUUACCCAAACUACCUGGGGCACAGGACUCAGAAAGAAGCUUCUGUCAGCUGGGAGUCUUCUCUCUUCCCAGCCUUGGUUCAGACCAACUGCUACAAGUACCUUAUGUUUUUUGCCUGUACAGUCUUAGUACCAAAAUGUGACCCCCAUACAAAUCAACGGAUCCCACCUUGCAGGACAUUGUGUGUACAGUCUAAGGAACGCUGUGAGUCUGUGCUUGGGAUUGUAGGUCUGCAGUGGCCGGAGGACACUGACUGCACUCAGUUUCCAGAUGAGAACUCAGACAACCAAACUUGUCUGACACCAGAUGAAGAUGUUGAAGAGUGCUCACCCAGCCACUUCAAAUGCCGUUCAGGGAGGUGUGUCCUGGCAUCUAGGAGAUGUGAUGGUCAAGCUGACUGUGAGGAUGACAGUGAUGAAGACAGCUGUGGUUGUAGAGACAGGGGUCUUUGGGAGUGUCCUUUGAAGAAGCUCUGUAUCAAGCACACAAUGAUCUGUGAUGGUUUCCCAGAUUGCCCAGACAUGAUGGAUGAAAAAAACUGCUCAUUUUGUGAGAAGGAUGAGCUCGAGUGUGCCAACCAUGAAUGUGUGCCACGUGAGCUUUGGUGUGAUGGACAAGCAGAUUGCAGCGACAGCUCAGAUGAAUGGGACUGUGUUACCCUGUCUAAAAACAUGAAUUCCUUGAUGUUUCUGACCAUUCACAGGUCAGCUGCUGAUAAUCAUGUUUGUGCUGAUGAGUGGCAAGAAAAUUUGAGUCAACUGGCCUGCAACCAAAUGGGUUUAGGGUAAGGUCAGUAGUUUGUAGCAUUGGUGAAUUUCUUAGGACAAUGGAGUGAUGGAUGUUGAUGUGAAUGAUCAUUGAUCACUGUGACCCAUGCAAUAUUAGGCUUAGUAUGGAAAUAACAGAGAGAAAUGAAAUAAAGAAAUUUUGUGAACUAAGAUAGAAACAAAAACACGUAUCUAGGCACUUUCACCAUUUUAUAAGCAUUAUGUGAUUGUUAAGAGUCUUGAAAAGACAGUAAUGUCCUGGCAAACAUCAAUAUUCUUGCAGUUACUCCUGAGGCUCAAAAUUGUUUGGAAAUAUGUUACUCUGUCUUCCUAAAGAAUUAAUGCAGACUUGUCUCUCAGAACACUGCAAAGUAUCACUGGGUUCUACAGUAAAUACAGUAUAACAGGCUAACAGAUAUAUUUAAUUUAGAUAUCUUUAAAAACAGAAUUGGUAAUGGUAGAGCUUUCUGGGUGUAUCUCAGAAAAAAAAGAAUAGCCUCUAUGGAUUUUUCAUAUUUCAUGGACACUGUCAUCUGCUUUGACAUUCAGUGCUGUCUUCUCUUAAGAAAAGACAAGCUUGAUAGUAUAGAAGAAUAUUUUGCCCGUGUCUGAUCCCUAAUUGGGUUAAAACAUCUCUAUCUGCCUUUGACCACCACAUACCUUGACAUACAGUCUUAUUCUUUGUACCUUUCCUUAGUAGACACAGGAGGAUAAAGACCUUGGCUUACGUUGUCUGCACUUAACCUACUCUGUAUUAUCUGCCUU
Molecule: messenger RNA, 2208 nt
Organism: Meleagris gallopavo (turkey)
Lineage: Eukaryota; Metazoa; Chordata; Aves; Galliformes; Phasianidae
Source: RefSeq, a predicted model, not a curated record